ACACCACUCAAUAUUUCAAAGAGUGCAAUAUUGCCAGCACGCGUCCCCCAACUUAUCUCUCCCGAAUGUAAAGUGUAAACCCAAGCUAUACUCAAACCGCUCACACAAAACCAAAGUCAAGUACACACUAAAACUACAUUAGUUGUAGUAAUGGCUUUUGUUCUUCCCAAUCUCUCUCCCCCAUCUCUUGCUUUAUUACAACUUAAAGACAAUAAAUCAUCAGCCACUUGUGUUUCUUCUCCAUUGACAUUAACAAAUAAGCCCAUUUCACCAGUUACUAAGCUUGAUUCUCCUCCUAAUCGUGUGGCCCUGAUCAAUCAAGCUCCCCCAGGUGGUCAGAAGCACCAGAAUGAUGACUUUUAUGUGAAUAUUGGAUUGGCUGUGAGGACUCUACGUGAAGAUAUGCCUUUGCUCUUCACUAAAGAUCUUAAUUAUGAUAUUUACAGGGAUGAUAUAACAUUUGUUGACCCUUUGAAUAAGUUUACUGGAAUUGAGAAUUACAAGUUGAUAUUCUGGGCUUUGAGAUUUCAUGGCAAGAUUUUGUUUAGGGAUAUUUCACUUGAGAUUUUUAGGGUUUGGCAGCCUUCGGAAAAUGUGAUCUUGAUAAGGUGGAAUUUGAGGGGUGUUCCUCGAGUACCUUGGGAGGCUAAAGGGCAAUUUCAGGGCACUUCUCGUUAUAAAUUGGACCGAAAUGGGAAAAUAUAUGAACACAAAGUCGACAAUUUGGCGUUUAAUUUCCCACACCAGCUGAAACCAGCUGUGUCUGUGUUGGAUUUAGUGACUGCUUCAGCAACCCCCAAGCCUACAUUCUUCUGGGGUCCGGUCGAGAGCUACUCUUCAUCUUGGUUACUUUUGUAUAGAGCUGUUCGAGAGACUUUGGUGGAUGAAGGUUCAUUUGUGAUUGCUCAAGACUGCCUAGUUACUUGUUCAUAGUGAGGGGAGGUACUUUUUGCAUAUUCUUAAAUAUAUACAAACAAAUUACUCUGGAUCCCGGAUAUAAAGUGUAUUUUUUGUAAUUGUACCUGUAUGUUAGCCUGUUAGGUACAGUAUCCGAUCAUAGAUACACUUAUAGGGUUUGUUAUUGGCUAACAUAUGUACAGAGUACAGACUGUGAUCUAAUUGGUUAAAUAUACAUCCUGGGCUGGUGCUAGAAGGAAGGUUUGAUUGCAUGGACCAGAUUUUGGAUUGUAUGUAUAGUUGUAUACAAAAUCAAUAUGUUAUUUGUUAUA
This is a messenger RNA of Daucus carota subsp. sativus, 1229 nucleotides long. RefSeq lists its product as uncharacterized. Bases 151 to 933 code for a protein of 260 amino acids. Lineage: Eukaryota; Viridiplantae; Streptophyta; Magnoliopsida; Apiales; Apiaceae. The transcript has 2 exons. The record is from RefSeq and is a predicted model, not a curated record.